Messenger RNA from Condylostylus longicornis, 3301 nucleotides. RefSeq lists its product as uncharacterized. NCBI's taxonomy places the organism in Eukaryota, Metazoa, Arthropoda, Insecta, Diptera, Dolichopodidae. The coding region runs from base 46 to 3282 and encodes 1078 amino acids. The transcript has 6 exons. Gene Ontology annotation, molecular function: UDP-glycosyltransferase activity. The record is from RefSeq and is a predicted model, not a curated record.
UAUGUUAUUUUCGGUGCUCUUCCGCAACAUUCCAUUCUCAAUUAAAUGUUUUAUAAGUGUUAUAAUUAUUUGUUAUUAUUAUUAUUUAUCGGAUUAAAUAUUUCUUUUAAUAAUAAUCAUGUAGAAUCAGCUAAUAUAUUGGGAUUAUUUCCAAGUCAAAGUAAAUCACAUUUAGUAAUACAAUUUGCAGUUGUUCGUGCACUUCUUGAAAGAGGUCAUAAUAUAACAGUUGUAACAACAAUACCAUAUCAUGAAGCAAAUUUAAGUGGAUAUAAACAUUUAGUAUUACCAUCAGAAACAAAUUAUGAAGAUGUUGUUAAAGAUAUGAUUCAAGCAAAUGGCACAUAUAAUAAAUUGAUAAAAGCAAUUAAAGCAAUGAAAACAUUUAUUAAUGGAAGUGCCCAUGUUACAUUAACAGAUGAAUUCCAAAAAUUGAUGAAUGAAGAAUCAUUUGAUUUACUUUUAUUAGGAUAUAUUUUUAAUGAAUUUCAUUUGGGUCUUACUUCACAUUUUAAAUGUCCGGCAGUUGUUAUAUGGGUUCAAAAACCAUUAUAUACUUUAGAUCGUCUAGUUGGAAAUCCAAUACUUUCUUUAGAUUAUUCAAGAUUUUAUCAAAUGUCAUUGGAUAUAAACCUUGGUAAUGGAUUUUUGUAUCAUAUUUUGAACUCUUUAUUAGCCACUUUCGAUAUAAUCAAUGCAAUAGCUUAUGAUUAUAUUCAAGAAUCUUAUUACGAAACUUUGUUUGAUCCGGGAAAAUAUCCUAGUUAUACAGAAGUAUUGAAAAAUGUUUCACUUGUACUCAUAAAUAAUCACUUUAGUGAAGGUCUAAUUCGAGCAAAUGUUCCAGCUUUCGUAGAAAUUGGUGGUAUACAAGUUAAAUCAAAACCAGAUCCUUUACCAGAUGACAUUAAAAAAUUUCUAGAUAAAUCUUCUAAACAUGGUGCAAUACUUUUUAGUUUAGGUUCAAAUGCUAAAAUUGAAUACAUUAAUUCUGAUGUUAUCAAAAAUAUUUAUACAACCUUUACGAAUUUAAAACAAAAUAUUAUUUGGAAAUGGGAUAGUGAGAUUUUGCCAGGAAAUUCUACAAAUAUUUUAUUCAAGAAUUGGUUACCACAAGAUGAUAUUUUAGCUCAUCCAAAUCUUAAACUUUUCAUAACACAUGGUGGUAAAGGAAGUUUAAUUGAAGCAGCUUAUCAUGGUGUACCAAUGGUUGGAAUACCAUUAUUUGCUGAUCAACAUGGUAAUAUUAGGGAGAUGGUUAAAAAAGGUUUUGGAGUUGGUAUUGAUAUUACAAAUUUAACAAUUGACUCCUUCGAAAAUGUUAUAAAUGAUGUUUUAACAAAUGAAAAAUAUUCAAAAGAAGUGAAAUAUUUUUCACAAAUAUACCGUGAUCGUCCAAUGACUGCUAAAGAAAGUGCAAUAUUUUGGAUUGAAUAUGUUUUAAGAUAUAAUGGGGCAAAACAUAUGCAAAACUCAGCUAUUUUCAUGAGUAAUUAUAAACGUUUAGGUAUUGAUGUUAUAUUGUUCUUAGUGAUUUUAUUUUAUGCAUUCUAUCGUAUUAUAAAAUUAAUUAUUAAAUUUUUAUGGAGGAAAUGCUGUCGACGUAGCUUACCAGAGAAAGAUUUUAACAAGAGAAAAUCGAAAAAAGAAUAUGUUACUGGAACUCAAUUCAAAUUUGUGAUGGUUAAUAUUCGAAUUAUUUCAAUUGGAAUUUUAUUAAUUAUUGCCUUUAUAAAUAUUGAAAAUGUAGAAACAGCAAAUAUUUUGGGUUUAUUUACAACCCAAAGUAAAUCACAUUUAAUUAUUCAUUUUGCUGUUGUACGUGCUCUUGUUGAAAGAGGUCAUAAUGUAACUGUUGUAACAACAAUGCCAUAUACUGAACCAAAUUUAACUGGAUUCCAACAUUUAGUAUUACGUCCGAAAUCUGGUUUCGAAGAUAUUAUUAAACUUAUGAUACAAACAAAUGGAGCUUAUUCAGUAUAUCAACAUCUUAUUAAUAUAGUUAAAUCUUUAAUUGAUGUUAGUAGUAAUGUCACGUUAACCGAUGAAUUUCAAAAAUUGAUGAAUGAAGAAAAAUAUGAUUUACUUUUAUUAGGAUAUAUUUUUAAUGAAUUUCAUUUGGGUCUUUCGGCACAUUUUAAUUGUCCAGCUGCUGUUAUAUGGGUACAAAGACCAUUUUUCUUUUUGGAUCGUGUUAUUGGAAAUCCAUUGUUAACAUUGGAUUAUUCACGUUUUGGUCAAAUGGGAAUCGGCGCUUAUAUUGGUGAUGGAUUCUUUUAUCGUAUUUUAAAUUUCUUAUAUGGUUCACUUGAAGUUAUUAUAUUGCGAAUUUAUGAUUAUGUACAAGAAUCAUAUUACAACUUCCUAUUUCCACCAGAUAAAUAUCCGAGUUAUAAAACAAUGCUACAAAAUAUUUCUCUUUUACUUGUUAAUCAUCACUUUAGUGAAGGUUUAAUUCGAGCGAAUGUUCCGGCUUAUGUAGAAAUUGGUGGAAUUCAAGUGAAAUCAAAACCAGAUCCACUACCAGAUGAUAUUAAAGAUUUUUUGGACAAAUCAUCAGAACAUGGAGCAAUACUCUUCAGUUUAGGUUCAAAUGUUAAAGCUGAAUUUAUUAAUCCGAAUGCAACAAAAGAUAUUCAUUCUGUGCUAUCAAAUUUAAAACAAAAUGUUAUUUUAAAAUGGGAAACUGAUAUAGGAAAUUCAACAAAUAUUUUAGUUAAAAAUUGGUUACCACAAGAUGAUAUUUUAGCUCAUCCAAAUUUAAAAUUAUUUAUAACACAUGGUGGUAAAGGAAGUUUAGUUGAAGCAGCCUAUCAUGGUGUACCAACAAUUGGAAUACCAUUAUUUGGUGAUCAACCUGGUAAUGUUAAUGAUAUGGUUAAAAAAGGAUUUGGUGUUAGUGUUAAUAUUCGAAAUUUAACUAUAAGUUCUUUUAAAAAUCUUAUAAAUGAUGUUUUGACAAAUGAAACUUAUACAAAAAAUGUAAAGCAUUAUUCAGAAUUAUAUCGAGAUCGACCGAUGACUGCUAAAGAAAAUGCAAUAUUUUGGAUUGAAUAUGUUAUGAGGCAUAAAGGAGCUAAACAUAUGAUGAGCCCUAAUCUUGCAAUGAAUGAUUUUGAACGUUUAGGAUUUGAUGUAUUGCUGUUUUAUUUAAUUGUGUUUUAUAUAAUUUAUAGAUUUGUAAAAUUCUUUAUUAAAUUGAUAUGGCGAAAAUGUUGUAUCCGAAAGAAAAUAGAAAUUGUUAAAAAAGGAAAAUCAUCAAAGAAAAAUAAAAAGGAAUAAAAAUUUUCUGGCUAAUUAA